CGCCUUUCGCGAAGGAAACCGACAAAAAAACCCCGCCUUCCCGUAGACUUCGCUGGAGUGCACGUCGCGAGCACGACUACGUGUUGCGUUUGUUGAAAGUCGUCGGUCUAUCGGCUAGACUCGCCACCAAGAUGGUCAUCCAGGUCGUCGAGAGCACGGAGGACUUCGACAAGAAGCUCGAGGAGGCCGGUGACAAGCUGGUGGUGGUGGACUUUUAUGCCACCUGGUGCGGGCCAUGCAAGAUGAUCGAGCCCUUCCUAAAACAACAGUCUGAAAUCCUCAGCGACGUGGUCAUCUUCCUCAAAGUGGACGUUGAUGAGAAUGAGGAGAUUGCGUCUCGAUACGACAUCUCAUGCAUGCCAACCUUCCUGUUCAUCAAGAAUAAGGAAAAGCUUGACGAAAUCUCCGGGGCCAACCAAGACAUGAUCAAGGAGAUGCUAGCGAAGCACAAGUAAACGAGCUCUCAACACCACCGGUCCACGGGCUGAAGAGAGGAAGGGAGAAGCCCGGUCGCUUUUUCACGAGCGUGCUCCUACUGCCUUCUUUUUCUUCAUUUAGCUCAGCGACAGGCUUCCUUCUUGUUUCAUAAGCCAGCCCUUUACAUUUAUACCUGUACUGCCUGCACCAUAUAAAGUAAGGGCCAGUCAAAAAAACUCGUACAGCCAGAUGUGUCCGCUUACAUAAUGGAAAUGCUUGAGCUUUCACUCGUACAUGCGCUUGCCUCUGCUGCCGUCCACAACAGUGACUUGCCUUUAACGCGCUUUCAGCAACGCCUGUUGACGAUGCGACGCCAACCCUUAAAUUCGCUGCUAUUUGUCAGCGUGCACUGAUGGCGGAUGCAGAGAUACUUGCUCCUUGAAACUCGCCUGUUGCUUGUUUAUCGGCUGUUGGAAUGAACGGGUUCUUGGAAUUGUUCCGACUUGACGCUGCACAUAUGACUGAGCCAUGAUUGUUUAAUCCUGACUUUUUCAGCCUCAUUCAACUUCAAACAGACGUCCUCACCUCGUUUAGAUUGCCUCAAUGAAAUUAAUACAGCUACAUUGUGAAGCAUUGGAAUGUUGGUAAAGAACAAGAGCCCAUUGUUACGUUGUUUUAGGUUUACACGCUGCAAAGCUUUUUGGAAUGCUAGUGUUAGCAAAUGUUGCGGGCUUGUCAUACAACGGGUAGUUUUGUAGGUUCUCAUCGACGUAAUCUCAGCAGUUCUGCGCGCGCUUUGCAAAUGAAGCAGCCUUCAACUUUAUAUUUAUACCAGGCAAGAAUAAGAGUUCAACUUGGAUUGAGCAGUGCACCCACGUAGGUCGCUUCGCAAGGACCAAGACUUUGCUUGGCUGCAUUUUGUUCUGUUUCUAAUUCACACAGUGUUCCAUUUUGGACCAGUUUUACAGUUUCGAUGUGCCGAGUGCUAUAUCUGCUAGUAGCGAGUUUUAGCUAGCAAUGCCUGAAGUAUUACUUGCUCGAAAAGUGACGGCAUUAGACAACAGCCGCUGGCAAUUUUUACUUAUUCAAGGUUCGCGGUUAAUCGCAGUGGUUGGAAGUCGCACAAAAGUUUCUUGAGAUGCAAUUUUAUGGAUUUUACAUGAAUUUUCGACGAAGUUCUCUGGUGCUGUGAUUUGACUGGUUUGUUUGCAAAGCACUUUUUUUUUUUCCACCAUAUUUUAUGUGGCUGGGCUGUGAUGUGUGUUGGCAUUGAUUUAAUUUUUGUACUGUUAAUAAAAAGCAAUUUUUUGCGCUUGAA
Messenger RNA from Dermacentor silvarum, 1735 nucleotides. Its product is annotated as thioredoxin. Lineage: Eukaryota; Metazoa; Arthropoda; Arachnida; Ixodida; Ixodidae. Bases 132 to 455 code for a protein of 107 amino acids. The transcript has 5 exons. Gene Ontology annotation, molecular function: protein-disulfide reductase activity. The record is from RefSeq and is a predicted model, not a curated record.